CUAUGACUGUUGGUAUCUGUUCUUUAUUGCUUUUAAUUGUUGUCUUUAAGUGAAUGAAAAAUAAUAAAUUAUAUUAGUUCUACUGGGGCAUUGACAGCUUACUAUAACUGAGGGAGGUUCAUGCAGUAUCUGGCCAUCUGGGGCAGAACGAUUAGUUGAACACGAAGUCACUUCUUUGUAGAGAUCUACUGCUUCUCCAUUAAGCAUUCUUCAUUUAUUGGACUUUCGUUUUAUUUUAAGAUUUUUUUUCUUUAUAUUACUACUAGUGAAUUUCUGCUUGUGAUUCUUGAUGGCUGUUCCUGCUUUCAUUUCUCUGUCAACUUGUCUGUUGAACUGUUCCUUGAUACGUAUUAGCAAUCUUUGGUAGUUGAAGUUUUCCAAUUUGAGAACUUUUCUUAUCGUGGUUGUGUGAUACUACAAAUACAAUCACUCUUUUGAAACUUCUCUAUCAAGCCACUGUUUAAUCAUGGCUACAGAUGCUAUUCUGAAUCUGUUGAAGAAUGUGGGUAAGAAGCCCCUCCUGGUAUUCUUCAAGAACUCAAGGAAUAUCUUCGAGAAGGAUGAGCUCGGCCUAGAAAUAGCACAGAUUGCGCUUCCUGCAACACUGGCUUUAGCAGCAGACCCUAUUGCUUCCCUGAUUGACACUGCAUUCAUUGGCCACAUAGGACCUGUGGAGCUUGCUGCUGUAGGAGUUUCUAUUGCUGUUUUCAAUCAAGUAUCAAGGAUUAUGAUAUUCCCACUUGUUAGUGUUACAACUUCUUUUGUUGCUGAGGAAGAUACUAUUGGAAAUUUGAAUGCAGAAGCAAAAGAAGAUGAAAAUCUUGAGGAGGGUUUUGCUGUAAAUAAGGAAAUGGAAGAGCUGAUACCUCUAGUUGAACCUUCAUGCAAGACAUCAUCCAUAAGCCCUAUUUAUACACAGAGGGCAAAAACUGAGCAUGAGAGAAGGCAUAUUCCAUCAGCUUCUGUGGCAAUGGUUAUCGGUACCGUGCUUGGGCUCAUUCAAGCUUUAUUCCUCAUUCUGGCUGCCAAACCGAUCUUAAACUAUAUGGGUGUUAACUCUGAUUCUCCUAUGAUAAAGCCUGCACAACAAUACUUGACAUUGAGGUCACUUGGUGCUCCUUCUCUUCUUCUCUCUUUGGCCAUGCAAGGGAUCUUUCGAGGAUUUAAGGAUACUAAAACUCCAUUAUAUGCAACCACUGUGGGAAAUCUAGCAAACGUGGUAUUAGACCCAAUAUUUAUGUUUGUAUUCCGUAUGGGCGUCAGUGGCGCCGCCAUUGCUCAUGUUAUUUCCCAGUAUUUGAUUUCCCUAAUACUCUUGUGGAAAUUAAUUGAAAAUAUUGAUCUAUUGCCUCAAAGUUUCAAAGAUCUACAAUUUGAUCGGUUUCUUAAAAAUGGAUUUCUGCUAAUGGUAAGGGUAAUAGCUGUCACUUUUUGUGUGACCCUGGCAGCAUCAUUGGCUGCAAGGCAGGGGUCAACAACAAUGGCUGCAUUCCAGAUUUGCUUGCAGAUUUGGCUGGCCACAUCUUUACUAGCAGAUGGACUCGCUGUUUCUGCACAGACAAUCCUUGCAAGCGCAUUCGUGAAGAAAGAUUAUGACAAGGCUAGAACCACUGCCUCUCGCGUGUUGCAGCUUGGCUUCUUUCUGGGGCUAGUGCCCUCAGUCACCAUUAUAUUUGGGUUACCUUAUGCUUCCAGAUUAUUUACAACAGAAGUCAGUGUUUUGCAACUUAUAGGUGUGACCAUUCCGUUUAUUGCAGUGACUCAACCCAUUAAUGCGUUAGCCUUCAUUUUUGAUGGCAUCAACUAUGGAGCAUCAGAUUAUGCAUAUUCUGCCUACUCAAUGGUUGUGGUGGCAGUAAUCAGCAUCCUGUGCUUGUUCAUACUAUCCUCAACUCAUGGUUAUUUUGGCAUCUGGAUUGCUUUAUCCAUUUAUAUGAGUUUGCGUACUUUUACUGGAUUUUUGAGGGUAGGAACUGGAACAGGACCUUGGAGCUUUCUCAGGGUCUGAUUGCUGCCUGGAAUUAGUAUUCUUUCAUUUUCCUAAAUCCAAAUGUUGUUCAUUUGCAUGACUUAUUACAGAAGAACAUCUUAUUGGGUUAAGCAGAAAGGAAAAAGUAUUCGGAAUGAUUCCUUUGCUUUCAUUUCUGCUCCCUUCAAACAGUUUAUGUGGACAGAAUCAGAGUGAUAGCAUAUGUGAAGGCAUUAUCAUUUUUAUCUUUCAAGCCAAAUUAUCAUGUUAUUACCCAAAUUCAACUUCAAAAUUUUGUACAGUCCCGUAUGAUUUCA
Molecule: messenger RNA, 2286 nt
Organism: Pistacia vera
Lineage: Eukaryota; Viridiplantae; Streptophyta; Magnoliopsida; Sapindales; Anacardiaceae
Product: protein DETOXIFICATION 42-like
Exons: 13
Coding region: 467-2008 (513 amino acids)
Biological process (GO): transmembrane transport
Cellular component (GO): membrane
Molecular function (GO): xenobiotic transmembrane transporter activity; antiporter activity
Source: RefSeq, a predicted model, not a curated record